AUGUGGUUUGAUAUAAAACCAAAGCAUAUCACACUGGAACUAACUGAAUACUAUAUGAAACGUGGUAUAUUUAGUGAUGAGAGAUUUGAAAAUACCAUUGAUGCCAUCUUAGCAGAAAAUGUAACAAAAAAUGUAAUUGGGCUCGCAUUAUUGCGAUAUUGGAAAUUUGCAGCAAUUGAUCAAAAAGAGAUUGGUAAAGUCGCACAGAGGUUGUACAAUAUUAAAGUUAAUUCUGCACCAUAUGGAAUAGGAAGAACACGUAGAAAAAUUCGCAAAACUGUUACCAUGAAUCGUAUUACUAAUUCAAAUAAUAGUAAAACAGCAACAACACACUGUGAAACACAAUUAGAAUCAAGCUUUGAACAAAGAAAUGAAAGAGACAACCCAAUUGUACUUGACCUUACCGAAAAUAUGCAUAUUCCGAUACUUGAUGAAUUAACUACAACUUCUUAUGAUAUGCAAAAUUGUCAUCCAGCUGAACAUGAAGGUUCAAAGAUUGAACUUCAAUACCUUUUUACGCAUGCUUUAUCACAACCUUCAUUUGUUCGUACUCUUCAGCAAGAUAUUGAGAAUAAUUUUGUAUUUUCUAACAAUUAG
Molecule: messenger RNA, 597 nt
Organism: Dentiscutata erythropus
Lineage: Eukaryota; Fungi; Glomeromycota; Glomeromycetes; Diversisporales; Gigasporaceae
Source: the annotation of a GenBank genome assembly